Molecule: messenger RNA, 1443 nt
Organism: Kwoniella shivajii
Lineage: Eukaryota; Fungi; Basidiomycota; Tremellomycetes; Tremellales; Cryptococcaceae
Product: aspartyl/glutamyl-tRNA(Asn/Gln) amidotransferase, A subunit
Exons: 8
Coding region: 1-1443 (480 amino acids)
Biological process (GO): mitochondrial translation; glutaminyl-tRNAGln biosynthesis via transamidation
Cellular component (GO): glutamyl-tRNA(Gln) amidotransferase complex; mitochondrion
Molecular function (GO): glutaminyl-tRNA synthase (glutamine-hydrolyzing) activity
Source: RefSeq, a predicted model, not a curated record
AUGAGGGCAUCGGGUAGUAAAAUACAACAGAUAGCUUCCUCAGUGAGACCUAGAACGAGUGCGAUUCAGUCAACCCCAUAUUCAUGGAUCAACAACUCGACACCAAGCUCAUCAACAGGUACCCUAGCAGGCAAAUCGAUAGCAAUAAAAGACAACAUCUCCUAUACACCCGCUCCUACAUCAUGCUCUUCUUCCAUCCUGCAAGAGUAUAAUCCACCUUAUAACGCAACAUGCGUCGAAUCACUCGUAUCUGCCGGUGCACAUGUAGUGGGGCAAACCAAGAUGGAUGAGUUUGGGAUGGGAUCGCUUACCACUCACUUACCACCAUUCUACUCACUUGUACAUAAUCCCGCUUCACCGUCACCUGAUGAACCACCAAGAUCCGCAGGGGGUAGUUCUGGUGGCUCAGCUGCUGCUGUAGCUGAAGAGAGCUGUUGGGCAGCGUUAGGUACUGAUACCGGUGGUUCAGUGAGAUUACCCGCGAGUUACUGUGGAGUAGUGGGCCUGAAACCCUCUUAUGGAAUGAUAUCAAGGCGAGGUAUCAUAGCUUAUGCGGAUUCAUUGGAUUGCGUGGGUAUUUUAGCUAAAGAAGUAGAUGAUGUAGAACAGGUAUUCGAUGUGAUAUCUCAACCUGAUGGAGGUGACAUGACAUGCUCUUCUUCAUCAUCCCGAUCAAUCGCUUCGAAGAUACUACAAAGACACUUUCCAAAGAAUGGAAUUCGGGGAUUACGAAUUGGACUUCCUCAAGAGAUCUCUAUAUCUUGUCCUCCAUCUCUAAUUAAAUAUCUGAAAUCUCAAGGAGCUGAGAUCGUGGAGGUUUCAUUACCUGCACUGAGCAAAGCUUUACCUGCGUAUUACGUUUUAGCAUCUGCCGAAGCAUCUUCGAAUCUCGGUAGAUUCGGUGGAGGAUGGUACGGUUCUUCCGUGGAACGUGAAAAGGCCAACAAGGAUGAAAGUGGUGAAGAAAGAAGAAAGAGAAUACGGACUGAAGGUUUUGGUAAAGAAGUCAAGAAAAGAAUAUUAGCUGGUACUUGGGCUUUGAGCGCUGAUGAGUUCAACAAUACAUACCUCAAAGCAUUACAUCUUCGUCAUCUCCUACGAGGAAAUUACCAAUCCCUGUUCCGAAUACCGCAUCCUCUAUCCCCCACUCGAUCGAUAACGGUAGAUCAGGGAGGUAUCGAUAUGCUUCUACAUCCAACAGCGAUUCGCACUGCUCCCGUACUUAAGUCAAGACAGGAUAAAGGAUCAGAUGAGUACAAUCAAGACUUAUUGACUGUUCCUGCUAGUUUAGCUGGACUACCUGCCAUGUCUGUUCCAUCUGGAAAAGGUAAAGAUGGAUGGCCUAUAGGUGUCAGUUUAACAAGUCAAUGGGGUAUGGAAGGGUUAGUGUUCAAGCUAGGAAAAGUGGUUGAAGGGUGGUCAAGAGGCCAGCCAACAGGAUAG